CUUUCAAACGUCCCGUCUCUUUCUUUUUCUCUCUGUGCUCAUGGUAUCCGAUAGUCGGCGAUGCUUUAGCUCCUGACGCUGAACUCAUCGCCUAAGAAAUUAGGAAUGCAAUUUCUCCUGGCUCAAGUGAAGGUGCUUCCUUCCCUUACCUUCGCCUGCGAGCUAUAUCGUCCCUCUUCCUUCACCGUCGUCGGAAACCUUCUCCGGCGAGUUGGAGAGAGUGAAGCCGCUUUUGAUUCUGCUUCCUUUCGCUCUUUUUAUUAACUAGUGUGAUCCCUAAUUCUCCGAAGCUCUUUCACUCUUUAACUCUACUUUUGUUCUCACUAUUUUUCUCCAGAAUCCCUCGGCUUUAGCCUUUUUGCUUACAUUUCCUGCGACUAAUUGUUUCCGAUCGGAUCGAUUUUCGCCGUCGUAUUCAUCGAUAGAAAGACUAUCAUUCCUAGUGGUGUACCGAGAAUAGUUGACUGUUACAGUUAAUAAUAUAGUGCUGAAAAUAAACAGAGUUUAGUCGAAGUUUCAAGACCAUGUUAGAUCUUAAUCUUAAUGCGGAUUCGACCGAUUUGACUCAGAACCAUGACUCAGUCAUGUUCUUCGACAAAUUUCCUGAAGCUUCGGUGAAUCAAAUGGCGGAAUCGGGAACCUCUAAUUCAUCUGUUGUCAAUGCCGACGGGUCUAGUACUGGAGGAGGCGAUGAUGACUCUUGUUCUACACGGGCUGGCGACGUUGUCACCUUCAAUUUCGAUAUCCUUAAGGUGGAAGGCGGAAACGAGGUCGCCACCAGGGAGUUGUUUCCGGUUGGUGGAGCAAAAGGAGUGGAUAGCGACUCUGGGAAUUGGCAGGGGCAGUCUUCAUCACCCUUUCCAUCAAAUAAGAGCCGGAUGGAUCUCUCAUUCGAUAGUCAAGGUGGCAGCACGGAGGCAAAGAUGAUUCAACUUCAGCAACAACCUCAGCCGCAGGUGAAGAAGAGCAGGAGAGGUCCAAGGUCUCGGAGCUCCCAGUACAGAGGAGUCACCUUCUAUAGGAGGACCGGAAGAUGGGAAUCACAUAUCUGGGACUGUGGGAAACAAGUUUAUUUAGGUGGUUUUGACACUGCACAUGCCGCUGCUAGAGCCUACGAUCGAGCUGCUAUUAAAUUCAGGGGAGUUGAAGCUGAUAUCAAUUUCAACCUCAGUGAUUAUGAGGAGGAUCUUAAACAGAUGAAGAAUCUCACCAAGGAGGAGUUUGUUCACAUUCUUCGCCGCCAGAGUACUGGUUUCUCUAGGGGUAGUUCAAAAUACCGGGGGGUUACACUGCACAAAUGUGGACGCUGGGAAGCUCGGAUGGGACAAUUUCUUGGCAAAAAGUAUAUAUACCUUGGGCUGUUCGACAGCGAAGUAGAGGAAAUCAGGGCUUACGAUAAAGCAGCCAUUAAGUGCAAUGGGAGGGAGGCAGUAACUAACUUUGAGCCAAGUACUUAUGAAGGGGAGUUAAAUCCUGAAGCGAUCAAUGAAGGUGUCCGUCACAAUCUUGACCUCAACUUAGGCAUAGCAACCCCAGGCAAAGGUCCCAAUGAAAGCAGGGGCAAUCCUGAGCUCCAGUCAUUUCCUCACGAUAUGCAUGCCAGAACAAGUUCUAGGAUGGAGACUAACACUGUCUCAGUAAUUGGUGAUCAAGCUAUGCAAAAGCUUGUUGUGACUGGAGAUCGCCCUUCUGUAUGGAAUGGCAUAUAUUCAAAUUUCUUUCCUAGUGAGGAAAGAGGUGAGAGAAUGAUCACAAGUCCUGCGCAAGGACUCACCAACUGGACGUGGCGAAGGCAUGGCCAGCCAAGUGGUAGCCCAGUUCCACAGUUCUCUACUGCAGCAUCAUCAGGAUUCUCCCUUUCAUCCACUGCUAUCUUCCCGGCGAAACCUAUGAACUCCCUUCCCUUGAGUCUCUCUUUUUCUUCUCCAUCCACUUCGGCUGCCCCCACCGCACCUCAAUAUUACUACCACUUGAAGCAACCCCGUUCACUGCCUUAGCCUAACUUCAUCUCAUGCAUGGCAAUCCAGAUUAUACAAGUUUGUAGUCAAAAUUCUUUGCUUGUUCGAGUUAUUGUGAUUUGCUUUAAAACAUGCUCAAGAAAAUUGCUGAUUCCUUCAUGCAUUAUCUUCACUUCCAAACCGUCACCUAUAUCUUAGAGAGAGAGUUUUAUGUUCUGUUUAAUUAGCUGAGUAGUUCUGUAUUCUGAUGGCCCUUCUGCAUCACGAGAAGUUUUUGUCUUGUUUUGCAUAGCCGAGUGUGCGUCAUACAUUGCUUGUCCUUGAACAAUCACUGUUUGGAUUUUAAAAUAAAACUUAAAUUUAGAAUGAAUUUUCA
Molecule: messenger RNA, 2334 nt
Organism: Neltuma alba
Lineage: Eukaryota; Viridiplantae; Streptophyta; Magnoliopsida; Fabales; Fabaceae
Product: ethylene-responsive transcription factor RAP2-7
Exons: 10
Coding region: 525-1997 (490 amino acids)
Biological process (GO): regulation of DNA-templated transcription
Molecular function (GO): DNA-binding transcription factor activity; DNA binding
Source: RefSeq, a predicted model, not a curated record